UUUUAGAAUUUUUAUUUUUUUUGCUAAUGGUUUGCACUUCUAGAGAUAUUUUUGUUCGUCAACAAGCAGCAUUGUCGCGAUCAGAUGAGCCAUUUGACAAAUCAAUUCUUUUACUUUUAAAAAAGGGACCGGCCAAUCGAAAUGAACUCAAACACUAUUUGGAAUCUAGUCUUAAUCGUUUCAUGGAAAAGGAGUAUGAUAUGCAGAGGGAUAUAACAGUCUUUUGGCUUUUGGAAAUUUACCUUUCUGAACUUUCUGAGCAUCGACAAAGUACUACAAAUGUUUCUGAUGAAGGUGAAUCUCAGCUUCGUCAAUUAAAGGAUCAAAUAUUUUCUUUUAUUAAUAAACCAAUUGUUUUGCAAACUAUUAAAGAUAACCAGAUGGCCGUCUACAGAUUGAUUAGUUCUCAUGUAAAUUUUGAUGUGCAAUUAUAUUUGGCCAAUAAAUUAAAUGAUAUUCAAACUGUUAUUAAAAUUUUAUUAAUUCAAAAAUCAUAUAAAGAAAUUCUUGAUUUAUUGGAACGUGAUAAUUCAAAUUUAAUUUACGAAUAUUCUGAAGCUUUAAUUACACAAGUGCCUGUUGAAUUAAUUUCUCUUUUGCUCAAAAAACUAAACAAUCUGGAUCCUUUGAAACUUUUGCCUGCUUUUCUUAAAUGUUUAAAUCCUGAAUUGAAAAAUCGUGCUACAAUGGUUGAUUCUGUUUUCCUGUUUAUUGAAAAUCUUACACCAACACAAACAAAUGGCCCAUUUCUUGAUUUUUGUAUUAAUUUAUAUGCAACAUUUCGACCAUUACAAUUAUUACCGUUUAUGAAAAAAUGUAUUUGUAAGGCUCAUAAUUCUUCAUUUAAUACUUUAGAAGCUAUAAGAAUAUGCAAGGAACAUGGUUUUUUAUUUUUAUUGUAAUUGGACCAAUUUUGAACCUUUAUCUUGUGGAAACUUUCUCCCCAAAACUUUAUUUUUUUGUCUUUUUGUAAAAAAUUUUUUUUGAAUAAUUUUCAGGUCUUGUUGAAUGUCUCGUUUUUCUUCUUUGUUUUGAAGGCUCGUAUGAGGAUGCG
Messenger RNA from Meloidogyne enterolobii, 1054 nucleotides. The record is from the annotation of a GenBank genome assembly. NCBI's taxonomy places the organism in Eukaryota, Metazoa, Nematoda, Chromadorea, Rhabditida, Meloidogynidae.